AUGUGUGUGUGUGAUAGUGAUGGUGGUGAUGGCGGUAGUGGUGGUGAUUGGAUGAGCGAGCGCAUAACGGCGACUGAUAGGCGUUUGAUAAGAGACUAUCAAGCGAUAUUGAACGCUAUGGUAGCUAAAACACCAAUUAUGCAACCAAUGGUUGGCACAUCGGCCGGUUCAACUCUUCCUACAGGAUUCCCUACGGCAAUGUCUGUUCCGGGCACAUCAUCAACGACUGGAGCACCUGCUCCUGGACCAACGGCUCCAUCAACGUCUGCAACAGCGACAGCAGCUGAUCAGCUGGUACAACAACAGCAGCAACCACAGCAGAAAGUAGAGGUGAGGACGAUGGGUGUAGUGAUAAUGAAUGGAUGCAGAAAAUAUUUUUCGAUUGGUGGAAGGGGAGCGAGGCGAACACAUGUGCUUUACUUCCAUAUUAAACGCUUAUGGUAGAG
Strongylus vulgaris is the source of this 446-nucleotide messenger RNA. The record is from the annotation of a GenBank genome assembly. Lineage: Eukaryota; Metazoa; Nematoda; Chromadorea; Rhabditida; Strongylidae.